Schistocerca gregaria is the source of this 1567-nucleotide messenger RNA. Its product is annotated as ufm1-specific protease 1-like. Bases 665 to 1375 code for a protein of 236 amino acids. The transcript is spliced from 4 exons. Lineage: Eukaryota; Metazoa; Arthropoda; Insecta; Orthoptera; Acrididae. The record is from RefSeq and is a predicted model, not a curated record.
AACUCAAAGCCAGACAGCUCUACGCAUGCGUGAAACUGAUAUCUUGGACGCGCCAGAAAAAUUGUUCCGGAUGGCAUCUGUUUGCUUGUUGCUCACUGCUCAAACAGUAAACAGCGAUACUUGGAGUAGUCAGCAGUGGGAGAAGACGCUGCUCGACGCGGCUGCCGCAUGCACUUAAGCCCGUUGGCGCCUGCUCAUCGUGACUUGACGUGAUACUGCGCUGACGGCCAGUGUUAAUUUCACUUAUGAAAUGCGUUGUGGAAUGUUUUGGCGUGAUUUGACGGCCAGUUUGAGUUGGCUCUGCCCUUCAUAAAAAUUAUAUAUUAAUUUUAAAACUAAUCACUAAAUUUUUAGGUAAAUGCAGCUGUACUCUGUGAAAUUCCAAAACACUGAGAGCCGCCUGAUGGAAUACAGAGUAAAAGUGCCUCAAAUAAACAACAAUAAUACUCUAUGGCCAAAUACAUAGGAAAAAACCUCCUUGGGAAGAACAAAUGAAGGCCUGUGAUCUGACUGUGUAGAGGUCACUGAUAAAGACACUCUUAGAAUAUCUUUGAUAUACGAAACAUAGCAAGUAAACAAAGUACCACCGCUUACGAUUUGAUGUUCUGUGAACCCGAACAUGAAUCAAUUUGAAGGACAGAAUAUAGUUAACGCCCAUUAAUGGAUGUCAAGCGUCUUAUCUAGGAAGAUGCCUCCAAAAGACUAUCGCGACAGUCUGCUUAGUGAUGUACACGUGGGUUUGAAAGACGUUACAGAUUGUGGGACCGUCAAUUAUGUUAAAGGAACAUACGACUAUUACCAUUACGGAUGUGAUGGAUUUUCAGAUAAGGGUUGGGGCUGUGGAUACAGAACUCUCCAGACAUUAUGCUCCUGGGUGAAGGAAAGUCUGAAAGGAAAGGGCUCACCACCACCAGUACCACAUAUUCGAGAAAUACAGAGAGUCCUUGUUAGUAUAGAGGACAAACCUACACAUUUCAUAGGAUCGAGGGACUGGAUUGGGUGCUUUGAAGCCUGCCUUGUCCUAGAUGUACUCUACAGAGUAUCCUGCAAAGUGAUACACAUCCCAAGUGGUAAACAACUGUGCAAGCAUAUUCCUGAGCUAGUGGAACACUUCUCUCAACUAGGGUCACCAGUGAUGAUGGGUGGUGACAAAGAUUGCUCCGCAAAGUGUAUUGUUGGAGUACAUACAGAUGUUGAAAGAAAUGAAGCGUCGCUUCUAGUAGUGGACCCACACUUUUGGGGCGUUGCUGCAGAUCGUUACCAACUACAGAGAGAAGGCUGGGUGUGUUGGAAACAGAUUUCAGAGUUCCUGGAUAGCUCCUUCUACAACCUGUGCCUGCCACAACUUUCUUCAGAAUUGGAGCCUUCAGUUUGAUCCAUAACUGCAGUCAGAACAGCACCUCACAUUCAGUAGCCAUAAUUUUAUCAUAAUCUUUGUUUUCAAAUGUGUCAUUGCACUUCAUGUCUUUGGUAUAGUGUAAACAUGACAUUUUCUUGGAGUAACAUUAAUAGUAUUCGUUUUAUGAAUGUGUUAUGGUAUUGAUUAAAUGUGAACAUUACAAAAGUU